Theileria equi strain WA is the source of this 1590-nucleotide messenger RNA. RefSeq lists its product as hypothetical. NCBI's taxonomy places the organism in Eukaryota, Apicomplexa, Aconoidasida, Piroplasmida, Theileriidae. Gene Ontology annotation, molecular function: GTPase activator activity. Gene Ontology annotation, biological process: activation of GTPase activity. The coding region runs from base 1 to 1590 and encodes 529 amino acids. The record is from RefSeq and is a predicted model, not a curated record. The transcript has a single exon.
AUGGAUACAUACAAUGAGUUAUCCUAUGAUGAGGAAUGCUAUUCUGGCAUAACCUACGAUGAUUUUAUUGCCAAUUUUCCCAUAUCUUGCCAUAAUAGUUCACGUUCCAGUUCUGAGCAGCUGGAUUUAUUUGGAGCUACUCAACGGGAUGAUCUUUCUAUCUCAAAUCCACUUUCUGCUAACAUACACAAUAUUGCACGUAAGAUAGUUUCAUUAAAGGGAUUUUUAAAGAAUAAUAGAAGGAUAUUUUGGGGAUAUUUUCUUGGAGCGUAUAAUGAAGAUACUUUGCAGAAGUUGACCACCUUUAUACUUGAUUCCAGGAAGAAGUACUGGAAUUUGGUCGAUCAUUACAAGAAGAAUAACAGUAUAAUGGCGAUACAGACACUAGAUCCACAAAUAUUCCACCCGUUGGCACCAAUUGAAACAAAUCCAUGGGCAAAAAGUCAGCUUUCAAAGGAGCUAAUGGAAGAGAUAUGGCAAGACAUAGAAAGAACAUAUCAAGAGCGCACAUUGUUCCAGAUGGAAAGCGUUAGAAAAUCACUACAACGCAUAUUAUACGUAUGGAGUAUGGAGCAUAGUUAUAUAUCCUACAAGCAGGGCAUGAAUGAGUUAUUGGCUAUUAUAUAUAUAGUUUGUUAUAGGGACCAGAUAAAAUAUCCGCUAGAUCAUAGUUCGGAUUGUACUAUAGAUAACUUUGAAAUACUUUAUUCUUCUUCACAAAAUGACAUUGAAGCUGAUGCAUUCACUAUAUUUAGUUCAUUAAUGACAAUGGAUUUGCAGCUCAUGUAUGAUAUUUCUGCUAUAAAACUGUUAAAGAGUGCUGAUAUUCAGACACAAAAUCGGUUCAACACGUUGUUACAAUCAAAUAUGCAUAGUUCUGAGCCUAAAAAUCCACUUAUCGCACGUUGUAACUAUAUUUAUAAUCACUUGUUGAAGGACAAUGAUCUAACUUUAUAUGCACACUUGAAAGAUAUAGAUCUAGAACCUCACCUAUUUUUGAUACGUUGGGUACGACUGAUAUUUAGUCGUGAAUUUAAUGUUAAUGAGACUCUGAAUCUUUGGGAUGCAAUUCUUGCAGAUCACUAUUUAGAUGUUAUGAAUAAGAACACCCCCAAAACUUCACACUUUCAACUUCAUUUGAUAGAUUAUUUUUCUGUGGCAAUGCUCAUAUUCGUCAGGGAAAAUUUAAUGGAAAAUGAUAUAAGCUAUUGUUUGCAAAGGCUGUUUAAAUACCCUCCAGUCGAGGAUAUUUCACACCUUGCAUUAAAAGCAUUUGACAUAAAAAGAAGAUACGAAAUACAUUCUGUUCAAGAAACGAAUGAUAUAAAGCCACCUGAGGUAGAUGACAUUCAAAAUGACCACAAAGGAGAUACACAUGAUAUUUGCAACACCAGUGAAGAUGGAACACCAAAAUCUGUAAUAAUAAAAAUUCUUGACGAUUCCACCGUUGUGGAUAGUAUGGAUAAUGAGUCCGACAAUGAAGACUACAACCUAGGUAAAAAUCUAAAGGUUAAUUUGAAGGAAGAAUUGAUAAAUGUUGCAUCAAAGGUUCAUGAUAUAUACGAGGUUGUCCUAGGGUCGAACUGGUAA